Molecule: messenger RNA, 666 nt
Organism: Macrobrachium nipponense
Lineage: Eukaryota; Metazoa; Arthropoda; Malacostraca; Decapoda; Palaemonidae
Product: dnaJ homolog subfamily C member 7-like
Exons: 2
Coding region: 1-666 (221 amino acids)
Molecular function (GO): protein binding
Source: RefSeq, a predicted model, not a curated record
AUGAAAGGAAACAUGCUCUACAAGCUAGGACGCCUGGAAGAAGCUUGUGAAUGUUUCCUCAGAGUGCUGGAUGUGGCCGACGACCAAGCGGACUACAGACUAAGGCUGGGAUUGUGUCUCCUGUUGCUUGGCAGACACAGCGAAGCUAUGGUCCAGCUUGAGGGAUUAAAUGGUCGAGAAGAUUUGGUUGCAGCCGCCAAAGCCCUCCAAAGAAUGCAACGUCACGGUUGCCCCUACUACAUCCUGGGAAUUGCAGAAACUGCUAAUUUGAAGGACAUAGAGUGGGCUUGCAGGAAGCGGACGCUCAAAUUCGACCCUGAUAGGUGCCAAGGGUCUGAAGAAGAGCGACAAUGCAGGAAGGAAAUCAUGCAGAAGGUAAACUAUGCCAACAAUCUCCUGCAUGAUGCUGAGGAAAGAGGAGAAUACGACGCUGUCAGGGAGUUCAUCAAGGACCUGGCAGCUAAAGUAUUUCAAGAUCCUCAGGAGCCCAUGAAAAGCAGCUGUGAUCUUCUCGGCCCAUUCGGUGGCUUGACUGUGAGAUGGGUGUUCACUGCUGCUCCCCCCGGCAGCAACCAGCAACGGGAGGUCCCCCCACCUCCUACACACCCAUCCUGCAAUCAAAACCAUCGAAUGGGCCAAGAAAAUCGCACUGCCUCUGGAGCAUGA